Molecule: messenger RNA, 978 nt
Organism: Penicillium nucicola
Lineage: Eukaryota; Fungi; Ascomycota; Eurotiomycetes; Eurotiales; Aspergillaceae
Exons: 3
Coding region: 1-978 (325 amino acids)
Biological process (GO): carbohydrate metabolic process
Molecular function (GO): arabinan endo-1,5-alpha-L-arabinosidase activity
Source: RefSeq, a predicted model, not a curated record
AUGCUCGGUCUCUUCGUUCUCUUGACCUCUGCCCUAGUUAGUGCAUACCCUAACCGGGGUCCCUGCACUGGGGAUUGCUGGACUCAUGAUCCCUCUAUGAUCCAGCGAGUAUCAGAUGGAAAGUACUUCCGUUUCGCUACUGGUACUGGAGUCAACACCCAUACAUCGCCAUCAGUCAAGGGUCCAUGGACAGAUGUAGGCGCAGCCCUGCCAGAUGGAUCAAAUAUCCACAUCGACGGAGUCGACAGCAAAGAUAUCUGGGCCCCUGAUGUUCAUUACCAGAACGACCAGUACUACAUGUACUAUGUACUCUCCAAGAUCGGCACCCAAAACUCAGAAAUUGGAGUAGCAACAUCGAAAACGAUGGAGCCCGGUUCCUGGACUGACCACGGCGUCGUCGGCCUGCCCGCCAACACCAACUACAACCGCAUCGACCCCGCCUGGAUCACCAUCAACGGCAAGAACUACAUGAACUUUGGCUCCUUCUGGGGCGACAUCUUCCAGGUCGAGAUGGAGACCCCUCUCAAAGUCGGCUCAGCUACCCCCUACCAGAUCUCAUGGAACUCGACUCUCAACCACCGCGAGGAGGGCUCGUUCGAGUUCAAGCACGGCGACUUCUACUACCUUCUCUACUCCGCUGGCAUUGCUGGAAAGUACACCAAAGACUUCCCUGCUGAGGGUGCUGAGUACCACAUCCGUGUGUGCCGUUCCCAGACCGGCCUCGGUGACUUUGUUGAUGCCAACGGCACCCCUUGCACCCAGACCGGCGGCACUAUGCUCCUCUCUUCCCACGGCCAAGUCUUCGGACCUGGUGGACCUGGUGUUGUCAAUGAUAAGGACCUCGGUCUUGUCAUGUACUACCACUACUACCCUCUCGCCAAGAAGCAGAGCACCACUGUCUCUGACAACUCCAACUACAUGUACGCCUGGAACGCCCUCGGCUGGAAGGACGGCUGGCCUUUCGUCCAGGCGCCUUAA